Molecule: messenger RNA, 661 nt
Organism: Paramecium octaurelia
Lineage: Eukaryota; Ciliophora; Oligohymenophorea; Peniculida; Parameciidae
Source: the annotation of a GenBank genome assembly
AUGACAUAAGUGAUCAGUAUAUUCAAGACUUAUAAAAGAAAUUGGAGGAAAAAAUUUAGUUACUAACAAAAAAUUACCAUUUAAAUGGAAUUCAGUAAAUAUCAUAAAGCACUAAAAUCCAUAUCAAUUACUAAUUCAAGAAAUCACAAAAAUCCUGUUAAAGUCAAAUAUGAACCUCCAUAAGGAAACAUGUAAUAUGUCAUCUAGUAAAUAAAAAGGCCAAGGAAUACAUGGAAGAAUUACUUAUUAAAGAUUAUGUUGAAAAUGAGAAAGUAAAAAAAUAGAUCUAUGUAAAUUAUUAAUUCAAAAAAAAAUUAUGCAGAAAUCUACUAAAUCUAAUACUCCAUAAGCUUUUGAAAAUAGUGAGUAACAUAACAUUAAACAUACUCAUCCAUUCAUAUAAAAGGGUAUUAAACGCAAUUAAAUUGUCAAGAAUCAGUUGAUAAAUAAUGAUCUAGAAUUAAUCUAGUAUAUUACAAACCAUCCUAAAUACGAUCCGUAUAAAGAUAAAGAUUGUCAACAAUAAAUCCAAUAAGAUAUUCUAGAUGCUGCUGGAUUAUCCUCAAAUAAAAAAAAUAUAAUUCCUUCAAGGAAACCAGCUUAGGCUUUCAAAUAAUGUAAAGGAAUAAACUAAGGUUUAAAUGCUUCCUUAGAUUCUUGA